GGCCGUUUCGGUGGCUCCCUGAUCGGCUGAGUCGCUGAGUGAUGGAAGAAGGAUGUUGCUCGAGUUCGCCGGUGCUUUUGUGAUGGUUGGGAAUGAUUUGAACGAUUUGACCUGCUGAUUAGAAGGCGCGAGUGUCAUGAACAGACGUUGGUAAACUGAUAUUUGUACUGCUCAGGCUCCUUCACUCUACACAAGAAAAAAGAAAAGGCGAUUAGGAUUUAAUCGUUACAGCCCGUUGAAGAAUAUGGAGGUUGACGAAUCUUCCCAGCAAACAUCGCAGAUCUUGGAAAAUAGUUGUCCAAAAUCCCCAGAAGUAUGGGAAGCACCGGAUGGGACAUUCAAGAAAACCGUGGUGCAGUCAAGCAAUACAUUCAGCAAGCCCUUUCAAGAAGCCUCUUGCAACAUAAAGGUGCUGACUGACGAAGACAACAUUGUCGGUCUCGGUAGUGGAACGACCAACAAAGUUAUUGUUAUUGGAGACGUUUGCAGCGAUGUGGAGUUUAUCUUGGAGAGAUGCCUCCUAACAAUGAACGUCGGUGAGGUGUGCGAUGUUAAUUUCGACCUACCGCUGAAGACGACGGAGCCAUAUGUACCAAGGGCAGCGUACCUUUUCGAUACUUCUGAGCGCCCACAAGAAAUACCUCUCGAUAUCACAACUUCGGCGCGGGACGAGAGGACUGUUGUCCAUAUCUCCGAUGAUCAUGAAAUGAAAGGUCUCCUCCCUCCAUGCGACGACCGGAACAACGAGUCGUCUAACCAACGUGGCCAAACUUGCAAAGUACGGAUUCAGCUGGAAUCCUUCAUCCCCAAGCCUGCCAUUUUUGAGAUGAAGCUUUCGGACAAGUGGUACCACGCAUGCCAACAUAAGGACAAGGGUGUUAGUUUGUUCAGUGCCAAAGAGUACAAAUGGGCAUUCAGGCAUUUCAGUUUGGCAUUUAAGUACAUUGUUUCCCUCGAACACGACAACCCCCCGGAAGACAUGGUGAACGAACUCGGCAUAAACAGCAGAGACUUAAAACUGAAGUGUCUGUUGAACCUUGCAGCAUGUCAGUUGCAGAACAGCACAUACCAUCAUGUCGUCACAAACUGUACGCGAGCGUUGGAGAUUGAUUGUGACAACGUCAAGGCCCUCUUUCGCAGAGGUACCGCUUUCGUCCAACUGCAGGAGUAUGAGAGAGCCAAGGAAGACCUGGAGCGUGCAGCGGCAUUGGACCCCAAGAAUGCGGCUGUCCAGAAACAAAUUGUGUUGCUGAGGGAACGGACGACCAAGCUGAACAAGUACUUUGCAGCAGCCAUGAAGAAGUUGUUUGAGUGAAUCUGUGCCAACGUCUGUUCUCAUCAAUGUGUAAAACAGCCUGCCAUGUGUAUGCCUGAACUUCAAAGAAAUUUGAAAUAUACCCGUCGAGUUCAGAAAGGUUGAAUAUUAUCCAUAAAUGACAAUUGCACGUUUGCAUUUUGAUCCUGAUGGCUGCAUUUAUCAUUAUAAACGGCCCACUCUGGCAAGCGCUUGGAGAGCAGCCAGUGGAGAGAACGUCACAUCCGGCGCAAUCGUGAUAGUUCGUCUCGGGAUGAGGAAAGCUGCCACGAGGCUGACGUCAACAGGAUGCCCUAGCCGUUUCAACCACCGAAGCGGUCGAAGCAUGCCAGCGAUCGGGCCACCGCAACUAACCGCGAAUCUGCUGUUCUGUGAAUUUUGAGUGAUGGGUUAAUCUUUUGUCAUCUUGUAGAGGGAUUGAGUGGGGAGUUCCUCCCCUCUUCUCUUGUGCUGGCUGUAGAGCUGUCGGAACGACGUCAGGUUCAAAGCACGUAUAGUUCUAGGCGAGACAGUUAUCGUCACUACCUGUCAAGGUUCCUAGACGGGCAUUACAAACAAGGCUUUAGCAACAUCCACCAGGUGCUCUUUGCUAAUCACUUAAUUCCUUUUAAAAUUUCUUUUCGUGUUUAUUUUAACAAGAUAUUGGUGUGUCCGAUGUGAUACUGCUCCUAUGAACGCAUAUAGACCAAAAAGUAAGCGCCAAAAUUUUGUUGUAGUAUCCUUUUAAUGAAUCCAGUUUGUGAGCUAUCCUUCUUUUUUAAUUUUUUUCAGAGUAGGCGUAACUUUUUGGAAAUUUAGCCUAUUUGACUAUGAUCAGGAAGUGCAUAGCUUCGAGAAAAGAACCAUCAGACUGCACAUUUGGAAAGUGGUGGAUCAAGUGUGCAUGAAAGUAAAAGGCGUGCUUGCAAUAUUGGUACCUACAUUGUGUUGCUUGAAAUUUUCCAUGCCCAACAAGCUAAUUGAAUGCAGCUUCAUCACUGUAAAUGCACACUAGUUAAAAACUAUUAACCAAAGUGCCCUGUUUUCACAAUGCAGAAUCGCUGCCGCCACAUGUACACCUGCCAAGUUUCCCGUAUUACCCAGGAGGCUCCCAGAUUUUGACCAUUUCAUACAAUUGUGUGAUUGACGGGAAAAUCUCCCGGAAAACGUUAGUCAACCCCACCUUCCCCACAUUUAAACAGUUUUCACCUUCGUAACAGAUGUUAACAAUGAUAACGAGGGCCAUCUGUAUCUGGUUAGCAGGAGCAGAGCAAUAAAAAUGUAAUAAUGUUGUCUUCAUUUAAAAUCAAUCAAUAUUUCUUGUAUAAAAAAAGAAUAUCUGGAUUUGUUUUUUCCGAACUUGGCAGGUAUGCACGCGCGAUUUCAUCAAAAUACUAUGAUGCAGUAUUGGAGACUCCAGCGGAACCGAUGCCGCGUAGCGGCAACGCAAAGAAGCUCAGGAGAGGAGGUCGUUUCGACUUUGUCGUCUGCUAUCGCUGCUUGGUUCUCAUAGGCAGCAUAGAAACAUUGUUUCCAGUAAUUAUCUUUAUGCUUCUGCCAUGUCAUUCUUACGCAGACUAGAAAGUUUCUACCGUCGAAAAAUCGCUUUGCUUUUAUAUAUAACACAGAUUGUAUGCUGCAGUGCACGAAAUUAAUGGUGGUCCACGUGCUGAACGACGAAAACAACCUCCUUUCUUCCACCAUUUUGCCCGACCAGCGUGCCCUCUAGUUCGCUGGAGUCGCGAAUAUAGCUUCACUCUGCAGUUUACAACUCUAUUGAAAACUGCCUUGCUGCACAUUAUUGACUAGAUUAAACAUCACAUGUUGCACACUAUUCUUUAUAAGCUGAACAAUAUCAACUCUGUACAUGAAACAUUGAAUUGCAACUUGCACUCCGUUACAUCAGAAGCUUUGUAGAUUAACUUUGGUUUUUUACUCUACCCACCUUUAGGGAAGGAAGAUCAGAGAAUGCCUUCCCUUUAUUUCUAUUCACCCUUAGCAACACCAAGUCACAGUAGCUGACUCUUCAUGAUCGGCCAUGAGCUUGCAGAGUGUCAAUCCUAUGUGGAGAUGAAGUGUCUGCUUCUUGCACAGGAGUUUUGGUGAUGUCAGAUCGACGCCUAGCUCCGAUUGGUUUGAUUGAAGGAUAGUGAGUAGACCAGCACCGGCCCUACACCAUCAAGCGCACUGGGCAAACUCCAACCGUGGAUUGACCCCACCCCUGUCUUUUUAUACGCCCCUAGCUAUCGACAUCACGCUGUUAGUAAAUAUGUGAGCAUGGCCCAACACGAGCAUUUUGUCAGACGAGAACCGCAUUCCAGAAACGAACGGCGAUCGAGCAUAUAGCGUCUUGUCGGGCGCCAGGUUCAAAUAAAUCGGAAAAAGAAAAA
Messenger RNA from Ixodes scapularis (black-legged tick), 3684 nucleotides. It is a transcript of the gene Bdbt, whose product is annotated as peptidyl-prolyl cis-trans isomerase FKBP62. Lineage: Eukaryota; Metazoa; Arthropoda; Arachnida; Ixodida; Ixodidae. The transcript has a single exon. The record is from RefSeq and is a predicted model, not a curated record. The coding region runs from base 245 to 1315 and encodes 356 amino acids. Gene Ontology annotation, molecular function: protein binding.